GAGUGAAUUGUCUGGCUGGUGGAGCAGAGGCAUCGCAUCGCGGCCUGAGUGGGGAGCUCUUAUCAGAGGCGGGCAGGCCUGGGGAAGCGGGCGGGGCAGCAGCUGUCACGUCGGUCAAUGCGGAGAGCUCGCGACUCACCCUUCCCCAGCGCCACUCGAGCCACGGGAGCCGUCCUAGCGCCUGCGACACCUGUCUCACUCUCGCAAUGCAGACAUGCACGCGACUGCCAUCCGCUCGCCAUGAUACCAGUUGCACGCACCCUCCGCGCCGCCGUCUCCCCGCAGGCCAGGGCCUCCUACCUCGCCCUCUACAGCAUCGGACGCGGUGCUCGCGCCCUCUCCACCCGCAGCGCCCUCCGCUCCUCGUACAACCGCUCAGACUUCAGCGGUCAGGGCUUCACGUCCCUGUAUGAGACUGAUCAGCCGACACGGGGCCCGCUCGGCGGCACGUCCAGCGUGGGGGCGAGUCUCAUCACACCCAAAGGGCUGAAGCAGCACCUGGACCAGUUCGUCGUCGACCAGGAGCGCGCAAAGAUCGUGCUGAGUGUGGCGAUCCAUGAGCACCAUCUGCGCGUGCAGGAGCUGCGGCGGCAGAAGGAGGAUCAGGCCAGGCUGGAGGCGCAGGCCCAGAGGAGGGCGUCCGUGUAUAGGCAUCCCGUAGAAGAUGAGUUCCCAGGCCAGCAGGCGACUGUAGAAAUGUACAACCACCACGAGCCCUCUCCGUACCACGAGUCUCACUCUCAUGCACACACGCCCUACAACCAUCGAGUAGAACCUGAGCCUUUGUUGGAUACAGUCGCCACGCCAAUCCGAUUAGACAAGGCCAAUGUGCUUAUACUGGGGCCUACAGGUGUGGGUAAGACGUUGAUGUGCAAGACACUGGCAAGGUCUUUGGGCAUCCCCAUAUCCAUGUCCGACUGCACGACCUUCACGUCAGCUGGGUACAUUGGCGAUGACGUAGAGCAGUGCGUACACCGCCUCUUCACAGCUGCGAACCACGAUAUUGAGGCUACAGAGCAGGGCGUCAUCGUGCUGGACGAGAUAGACAAGAUUGCCAACGCAAAGGUGUCGCACGGCAAGGACGUCGGAGGGGAAGGCGUCCAGCAAGCCCUGCUCAAGAUCAUCGAAGGCACCACCGUACAAUGUCGAGCGAAGCCAGAGAAGAACGCAGGACGAAGUCCUGGUGGCCUGUCGGGUAGCAGCGGUGGUUUAUCAGGAGGCCCAGGUGGCAAGGAAGAGAUAUUCAACGUGAGAACCGACAACAUCCUGUUCAUCUGCACCGGCGCAUUUGCCAAUUUACACAAAAUUGUACUCGACCGGAAAUCCAUGGGCGGCAUGGGUUUCGGCGCGUCGAUCCGCUCAUCCAACACGCACGCAGCUGCCGACGGAGUGAUGCUGAAAGGCGCCGAUGCCCUCAUAUUCAAGAAAGACUCACCCUUCUUCGUCCCACCCGAGGCAGAAGACCAAAAUCCCGUCAUUGCAACCAAGCGAGAAGACAAAGUCAACGUCCUCGACCACGUGCAACCCUCCGACCUGCAAAAGUACGGCAUGAUACCCGAACUAAUCGGUCGAAUACCCACAAUGUGCGCCGUAUCGGCUCUGGACGAGGAAGCGCUGGUCCGCGUUCUCACAGAGCCAAAGGACAGCCUCCUCCGACAAGAAGAGCACAAGUUCUUCCUUCGGAACAUCGAGCUGCGCUUCACCAGUGGCGCACUGCGGGAAAUCGCUCGGAAGGCGAGUAAGAUGGGCACGGGUGCUCGUGGUUUGCGGCACGUUGUCGACCAGUUGCUUCUGCAGGCCAAGUAUGAGACGCCUGGUUCGACCGUCAAGCACAUCCUCGUGACACAACAUGUGGCUCUUCUGAAGUGUGCACCUGUGUACUUCUACAGAGGGCAAUCCAUUGCGUUCCAAGACAUGGUCGCGCAGGAGGAAGAGCGGUGGGAUGAAGAGGUACGCAGUAAAGAGGAUGCGUCGAUUAACCACGUCACCACGCUCGAAGAAUACAGGAAAGCUGGGGCGGCGGGUAGUUAGAGCAGUCGUUUUGUCUUGUAAAUAUUCGCCCCUUCUCUAUCGUGAAAUCUGAUCACCGUAGCGGAUUCUGCACGUGUACGCCUCUAUGUGAAUUGUCUAUAUUGGGAUAUUCAUUAACUUGCGUGAGAACUUAAUGUCCCG
Messenger RNA from Dothidotthia symphoricarpi CBS 119687, 2172 nucleotides. Its product is annotated as P-loop containing nucleoside triphosphate hydrolase protein. The record is from RefSeq and is a predicted model, not a curated record. The transcript has 3 exons. Gene Ontology annotation, biological process: protein catabolic process; proteolysis. Gene Ontology annotation, molecular function: ATP hydrolysis activity; ATP binding. NCBI's taxonomy places the organism in Eukaryota, Fungi, Ascomycota, Dothideomycetes, Pleosporales, Dothidotthiaceae. Bases 118 to 2031 code for a protein of 637 amino acids. Gene Ontology annotation, cellular component: mitochondrial matrix.